AUUGUCACGUCCGGGUGCUUUUUGGGUGCCACACAGUGCUCGAUCGCGCCGCGAGUUUUUGCUGAAAUUUUCCGGUGGAAAAGUAAUAGAAACAAAUUCUCGCCCAACGUCCCGGAAUAGCUGUUGAGGAGCGAGAAAAAAUUGAGAAAUCUUUUUUUUUUACUUUAUAUUUUACUUGUUUUAUAUACCAGAGAUUACCUAUAAAUUACAUAUAUAGUAUAGUAGUUACAUAUGUAUAUGAAAGUAGUAGAAAAUUUUGCGAAAGAGACAAAAAAAGUGUGUGUAAGUGUGCAAAGAAAAAAAAAGAGGAAUUGACAGUGAUUUUUGGGAGGUGAAAGAGGGGUAGUGUAGUAUAGUGCGAUGGUGGUGGCCUAGGUCCCUCUGUAUGGUUGAUCUUGCCCAAAGGAAGAGAGCGCCAGCUAUUAGAACGACGGCAUGUCAAUAAAUUUUCUGGGGCGGCUGCGCGAGAAAACGUGAAAAAGUCUGUGGUGUGAAAAUUUUCUUAUAUGUGUAUGGUUGGAUUGAACAGGAAAAAAACGGAAAGAAAAAGAGCAAAGAAAAGUCAGGAGGAACAUUGUUGGUGAUUUGCAUCCCAGCCAAUUUGCUGUUGGCCUCAGUUCACAGCCCAUUUUGGAUGCUCUGUGGGGCCGGACAAGUGUGCUGCUGCAGCAAGCAUGGAGACAAGUGAUCAGUGAAAAAGUUGGUAAAAAAAAAUCCCACCAACCCUGUGUGUGCGGAGAGGUUGCGCCCCCAACAAGCAACUUGGAGAGAAAAAAAAAGAGAAAUUGAAGAAGAAAAAAACGAUUGAAGGGAAGAAAUUGUUCUUCAGAAGCAUUUUUUUGCGAACAAGAGUGGUUGCAACGCCUUGAAAAGGGUGCGCUCUACGCAAGAAUUCUGUGAAUACUCAAACACAUCCCCUGACUUAACCGUCUCUUUGCACGUUGCGCAAGUGGAUUAAGCAGGGUAAUUAGGUCACAAUGGCCACAAUAGACGGACGACCGGCCCAAUAUGGGAUCUCACUUAAGCAGUUGCGCGAGCUUAUGGAACAUCGUGGACGCGAGGGGAUUGCGCGAAUAAGUGAAUUUGGGGGUGUACAGGAGCUAUGCAAGAAACUCUAUACGAGUCCCAAUGAGGGUCUCAGUGGUUCACGGACGGACUCUGAGCAUCGUCGUGAGACAUUUGGUUCCAAUACCAUCCCACCAAAGCCACCCAAAACCUUCCUUCAGCUCGUGUGGGAGGCCCUCCAGGAUGUUACGUUGAUUAUCUUGGAAGUUGCUGCCCUCGUAUCGCUUGGGCUUAGUUUCUAUCAACCAGCAGAUGAGGAUUUGCCGGCUGCAAUUGCGGAUGAGGAGGAUCACCAUGGGUGGAUUGAGGGUCUUGCCAUUCUCAUUUCCGUUAUCGUUGUCGUCCUGGUGACGGCAUUCAAUGACUACUCGAAGGAACGGCAAUUCCGUGGGCUACAGUCCCGGAUUGAGGGUGAACACAAAUUCUCCGUCAUCCGGGGCGGUGAGGUGCAUCAAAUAAGUGUUGGGGACAUUGUUGUUGGUGAUAUUUGUCAGAUAAAAUACGGUGAUUUGCUACCGGCGGACGGGGUGCUGAUCCAGAGCAAUGAUCUCAAAGUUGACGAAUCCUCCCUCACGGGUGAGUCGGAUCACGUGAAGAAGGGUGAAAAUUACGAUCCAAUGGUACUCAGUGGGACCCACGUGAUGGAGGGUAGUGGCAAAAUGCUCGUCACAGCUGUGGGUGUUAAUUCACAAGCUGGUAUCAUCUUCACCCUCUUGGGUGCUGCUGUCGAUCAGCAAGAAGCGGAAAUACGAAAGAUGAAGAAGGAAGCUAAAAAGCAGCGGAAGAAGAAGAGUUUAACAGGUGAUGAUGGUGCAGCCCCUGCAGGUGGUGCAAUCACUAGCAAUAGUCACAUUAGCUCCCCAAUGCCCGUGAAGGAAGACGUGGAAGCUGGUGGGGAUUCUACGAAUAAUCACGUGCAGACAACAAGCCCAACGGAGGGUGGUGGCGGUGGGGGUGGCCACAAGAAGGAGAAGAGUGUGUUGCAGGCAAAAUUGACAAAACUCGCCAUACAAAUUGGUUAUGCUGGUUCCACAAUUGCGGUGCUUACGGUGAUCAUCUUGGUGCUGCAGUUCUGCAUUAAUACCUUUGUAAUUCAGGAGAAGCCAUGGAAGAAUACCUAUGCCAAUAAUCUCGUGAAACAUCUCAUUAUUGGUGUGACUGUACUCGUUGUUGCCGUACCCGAAGGUCUACCGCUGGCUGUUACCCUGUCGCUGGCCUAUUCCGUCAAGAAAAUGAUGAAGGAUAACAAUUUGGUGCGACAUUUGGACGCGUGCGAGACAAUGGGCAAUGCCACUGCCAUUUGUUCGGACAAAACGGGUACAUUGACGACAAAUCGCAUGACUGUCGUACAGUCGUACAUUUGUGAGAAGCUCUGCAAAGUCAUUCCCAAGUUCAAUGAUAUCCCAUCGCAUGUGGGCAAUAUGAUUAUUCAGGGUAUUGCCGUCAAUUCAGCCUACACCUCACGAUUACUCCCACCCACAAAUCCCGGAGAACUCGCCACACAAGUGGGUAAUAAGACCGAAUGUGCCCUCCUUGGGUUCGUUCAGGGUCUUGGCAUGAAGUACCAGACAAUUCGCGAUGAUAUCACCGAGGAAACCUUCACGCGUGUCUACACAUUCAAUUCAGUCCGAAAAUCCAUGUCCACCGUCAUCCCACGUCCAGGUGGGGGCUUCCGUCUCUACACAAAAGGCGCUUCGGAGAUUGUCCUGAAGAAGUGUUCCUUCAUCUAUGGGCACGAUGGAGUUUUGGAGAAAUUCACGCGUGACAUGCAGGAGCGUCUGUUGCAUCAGGUGAUCGAACCAAUGGCCUGCGAUGGAUUGCGCACGAUCUCAAUUGCCUACAGAGACUUUGUGCCCGGGAAGGCGGCCAUCAACGAGGUGCACGUGGAUCAGGAGCCAAAUUGGGAGGAUGAAGAGAACAUUGUGAAUAAUCUCACGUGCCUGUGUGUUGUGGGCAUUGAGGAUCCCGUACGCCCGGAAGUUCCGGAUGCCAUUAAGAAAUGCCAAAAGGCCGGGAUCACGGUGCGAAUGGUGACGGGGGAUAAUAUCAAUACAGCCAGAUCAAUUGCAACCAAAUGUGGCAUUCUCAAGCCCACGGAUGAUUUCCUCAUUCUCGAAGGGAAGGAAUUCAAUAGGCGCAUCAGGGAUUCCAAUGGGGACGUCCAGCAGCAUCUGCUGGAUAAAGUUUGGCCUAAAUUGCGCGUCUUGGCACGUUCAUCGCCCACGGAUAAGUAUACCCUGGUUAAGGGGAUCAUUGACAGCAAAGUCAGUGAGAAUCGGGAGGUUGUUGCUGUAACGGGAGACGGGACAAAUGAUGGGCCAGCCCUGAAGAAGGCCGACGUUGGCUUUGCCAUGGGAAUUGCGGGCACAGAUGUGGCCAAGGAAGCUUCGGACAUCAUUCUAACGGAUGACAAUUUCAGCAGUAUCGUCAAGGCUGUCAUGUGGGGACGCAAUGUGUACGACAGCAUUGCUAAAUUCUUGCAAUUUCAGCUCACUGUGAAUGUUGUGGCUGUUAUUGUAGCAUUCAUUGGGGCGUGCGCCGUGCAGGAUUCCCCCCUUAAAGCUGUCCAAAUGUUGUGGGUGAAUCUCAUUAUGGACACUCUGGCCUCGCUGGCACUUGCAACGGAACUCCCAACACCUGAUCUACUCCUGAGGAAACCCUACGGACGUACCAAGCCACUCAUUUCGCGUACAAUGAUGAAGAAUAUCCUCGGACAAGCUAUCUACCAACUCACCAUCAUCUUUGCCCUCCUCUUUGUCGGUGACAAACUCCUGGACAUUGAAUCGGGACGUGGGCAAGAACUUGGUGCUGGACCAACACAACAUUUCACAGUGAUCUUCAAUUCUUUCGUAAUGAUGACGCUUUUCAAUGAAUUUAACGCACGCAAAAUUCAUGGGCAACGCAAUGUGUUCGAAGGUAUCUUUACAAAUCCCAUUUUCUACGUCAUCUGGAUUGGGACCACCAUUUCCCAGGUUGUCAUCAUUCAGUAUGGUAAGAUGGCCUUCUCCACGAAGGGACUCACACUGGAACAAUGGCUAUGGUGCUUAUUCUUUGGCGUAGGGACCCUCCUAUGGGGUCAACUUGUCACAACUGUACCCACGAGGAAAUUACCCAAGCUCCUAUCAUGGGGCCGAGGACACCCUGAGGAAUACACUGAAGCCAUAAAUCUCGGCGAAGAACGCUUUGACUCAAUUGAUUCGGACAAGAAGCCACGUGCUGGCCAAAUUCUCUGGAUUCGUGGCUUAACACGCCUCCAGACACAGCUACGCGUAAUUCGGGCUUUUAGAUCAACGCUGGAGGAUCUGGAGGAGCGUCGAUCGGUGCAUAGUUUGCACAGCUUACGCAGCUCCCGCAGCCCAACGGGUAUCCUCCAUCAGCAGCCCACGGGGGCACAUCUAAUGGUACCCCUGAGUGCAUCCCAUCGGCUCCAAAGUGUCAACGGGGCCACAACCCCCGCGGAUAUUAUUUAUAUCGACGAGGAGCCAAAAGUGCCAUCGAACAAUAAUUCGCGCGGCGGCUUCAAUGAAGAUUUGCCGAAACCCGUCACGGAGACACGCAUAUAAUCCUCGCUAUAAAUCUUCUUCUUUUUUAUUAAUGUCGCUUAACUGUCCCUUAAAUUUUUUUCCAAUUUGCAUUUUACGGGAAAAAAACAUCUCGACGUUCCCCACGCCAACGCACACACAAACACAUCUUAAGCAUCCCUCCCCCCACCCAUUUUCUCUCGUUUAUAACUAUCUACAUAUAUAUAAAUGCCUCCCAGUUGUCCCUUUUAAAAGCGCUCCCCCCCCCUUACCCCCAUUGAUGCCUCGAUGCCAAUAAAAUGCCCUUUUUGGCAAUAAAAUUUAAAAAAAAGAAAAAUAUCUAAAUUCUUCAAUUUAUAACAUUUCAAAUUCCCAUUUUGCAUCUGAUUUUGAAUGAUUUUUCAAGGCUUGGAGAAGUUUUCUUUUAAUCGUUAAAUUAAUCUAGCUUUUUGUAAGCUUGUGUGAAAAACUAAUUGAUGGAAAGGUAAUAAUAUCUGCGAAUUUUGAACGUGAUGAAGGUCCUAAGAAUACCUCGAAACGUCAUGAAGAACAAUGGCGAAAAGUGGCGAAGUUAAUUCAUAUUUAACGGUCAUUAAUUAUUCAUAUGGAAACUUAAAAAAAAUUGAUUUAGAAAGGAGAUAAAAUGAUAAAAAUCGGAUUUUCGGUUUGAAUUUUUAACUGAAAAUACAAUAAUUGUCAUUUCAGUUAUACAAAUGAAGAGAUGCUAAUCUUUUAGAUAAAAAAAAACUCUUUAAUUGAUUUUCAAUUAAGCUUAAAAUAUCGCUAAAAUAAUUUUUUUUAAACUAAUCGAGAAAAUUCAAGAAAAAAAUCAGGGUUAAAGGGUGAGGAACAAAAGAAGAAUCUUGAGAAAGGAAUUCUGGCAAUAGAUGACGUUGAAAGAAUAGGAAAAGAUUCUGUCAAAAAAUCUAAAAACGGUGAAAAACGAAUAAUUAUCUAUUGAGAGAUUUCAGUUUAAUUGUAGGAUUCUCCUUAAGUUUUUCUUCAAAAGAUGCCUUUCAUUAAAAGUUCUUUAAGGAGAAAAUUGAGGUUAUCUUCGUAAUUUUCUUGUGAGCCAACUAUCGCCAUCUCUUAGCUUUUUUUUUUGUUUUUUAAAGCUACCUUUGAGAUUUUCUUGAGGGAAAAUUAGCUUUAUCUUCUGGAUAUUUUAUUAAACGAGGUAUAUUUUUCAGAAUUUUUAUCUAACUUGAGUAGUCUUGAGGAUUUUCUUGCUGGCCAACUAGCGCCAUCUUCUGUUAAUCUUGUAUCAUUUUAGAGCAAACUCAUCGACAUCUCUUGCUAUUUUUCUUUUGGAAUAAAUGUCUCUAUACAAAAAAGUUUGAAAAACUUCUCAAUUUCAACGCGUGCACAAAAAAGCCAAAAGAAAAUCUUUUCAAAAUCAGAUGAAAAAUGGGAAUGGGUAUUUUCUAAUCUCGGAUUUAAUUUUGAUAAAAAAAAAUCCGGCUUAGCGGAGAAGAAUGUUAAGAAAUGAUAUAUAUCGUAUAAUAAUGUAUAAUUCCACUUAUUUAUUAACUUUGUGAACUAAUUAUUAAGUCAAAAUCUUACGGAAUUUCUUUAUGGAAUUUUGACACAAAACAAACUGGUAGAAUAUUCUUUUUUUUUUUGUUUUUCAAUGCAAAGAAAAUAAAUAUAAAUAAGUCAUUAGAAUUUAAUCCAAACACAAAAAAAGAAAACAUUCUCGGUCCAAACAUUCCAAAGAAUUUACAAAAUUUUUCGAAGAAUUUAAAACUUAAUGUGAAAAAAAAAUGAAUUUAAAACAGAAUAUAUUCCUUAAAUUCUUUGCAUUGGAAAAUAAAAUUUCCUUUAUAAAUCUGCCUUGAAAUGAAAUAAGAAUUUAAAAAUCUUUGAGAUAAAAAAAAAUUCUCAGUGUGCAAAAACACAAAAAUAAAAACAAAUCUGAAAGAAUUUAAUAAAAGAAGAAAAAAUGAGGACUUACAAGCAAAUUUUCAAGAACAAAACGUGGUUGUACAGAGGAAUACCUCAAGUGAAAAAAUUUUUAUGAAAUAGAAAAUUAUUUCUAAAUGUCAUAGAAUUUUAGCAUUCUCUCGGAGUCUCUUAAACACACACAAAAGAAGUACAAUCUCAUGCACAACAAAUGGUUCUCAGUGAAUUUAUUUUUCUUUUUUACGAAGAAACUAACAUCUUAAUAUUUUUUUAUUUAAUAAAGAAAAAUUAUGUACUUUUUUUUAUUAAUUCAUUCCGACCAACCAGUAUUUUUAUUGCUCAUUGUUGUAUGAAUUUAACGCUUCCGUUGAGGGAAGUUUUCUAGUUGCAAAGAAACAGGGAUAAGAAAAAUGUUCAAGACGAUUUUUGGUAGAAAGAAAUUGGCGCUAGAGGGCUGCACGCUCGAUGUUUUCUGCCAAAAGAUGUCGUUUGUGUUUUUGUUGAUUUUUUAUCUCAAUGAAAGAAAUGAAUAAUAGUCAUUUUUAUUGUUUUUUUUUUUUUUUUUUGAUUUAAAAAUAUACUAAAAAGGUAAUAAAUAUUGAAAACCAAAUUAAAUAUAAUUUGAUUAAGAUAGAAAUCUAUUUUUCUGCGUUAAAAAGAACUUUCAAAGAUUGAAAGUGGCUACAUGAAUCUGGAAGGAAUAAAACAGCCUUAAAGCGAAAAUGCAGAAGAAAGAAAUUAACUGAAAUUUAUCAGUCUUUUAAAUUUUUUUUCAAUUAUUUUUUAACACAUGAAGAGCGAUUUGAGAGAUUUUGUGCGAAAAAAAAAUUAAAAACGAGAACUGCAAACUUAUCUUAAAUUGUCUGACAUUUUGCGUCUCAACGCUCCAAAAGCGCCUCUAACGGCAAUUUUUUUCUAAUUACUACGACGAGCCCUCUAGCGGGAGAAAAUAAUCUAAAUGGGAACAUUUCCAUUCUUCCCAAAACGAUCCAAGAAAACUUGAAAAGAAUUCUGCAACUGAACUUCUCACAUUUUGUGUUUUAUUUGCUUAAUUUUAAUAAUUAAAAAUUAGUAAAUAAACAUCAAGAGAAAAAUAUUCCUCAUUUUUGUAUUUUUCAAAUGCGUGGGAGAGCGGGGCUAAUAAAGUCACUUAAGGGUUUGGUAAAAGCCUAAAAUAUCAUAUUUCCUAGUUAGAUAGAACAAAAUGAUCUGAGAACGAGUUGUAGGGCAGUUAAUUUCCUAAACAAAUGAGCUAUACAUUUUGCUUUAUCUAUUUGGGAAAUAUGAUAUUUUGAGCUUUUUCUAAACCCUUAAGUGACUUUUUUAACCCCGCUCUCCCCUAUACCAUUUAAAGAAAAAAAAAAAAACAAACACAUAUAAUUAAUUAAUUAAUAAUUAAUUAAAAAAAGAAACUAAUAUAUUCUAAUUUAUUGCAGUUUAAUAAAGAGAAGAGAAAAGUAAAUUGUUAGAACUUAAAGAGAUAGAAGAAAAAAAAAACAAAAAUCAGUCAAUAGACAUUUAUUUUCUUUUUGAAAAAUAAAUGAAGAAAAAUGUAUAAAAGAAGAAACUCAAUUAGGACCAAAUCUCAGCCGACAAUUCUAAUCUUUUGCUGAAGGAUUUAUAUUUAAAAAUAAAUAAAACAACCUACAACUAAGGAAAGUAAAUGAAUUAAUUAUUUUAAAA
Lutzomyia longipalpis is the source of this 8171-nucleotide messenger RNA. RefSeq names its product plasma membrane calcium-transporting ATPase 2 (gene PMCA). Gene Ontology annotation, molecular function: ATP binding; ATP hydrolysis activity; P-type calcium transporter activity. The transcript has 11 exons. Gene Ontology annotation, biological process: calcium ion transmembrane transport; regulation of cytosolic calcium ion concentration. Gene Ontology annotation, cellular component: membrane; intracellular membrane-bounded organelle. The record is from RefSeq and is a predicted model, not a curated record. NCBI's taxonomy places the organism in Eukaryota, Metazoa, Arthropoda, Insecta, Diptera, Psychodidae. Bases 978 to 4628 code for a protein of 1216 amino acids.